AGGAGCUCUCCGCCGGGACAGAGGAGCCAUAAAGAGCCGGGGAGGGAGGGGAUGAGAUUUCUCGCUGCCCAAUCCCCCUUUUCCCCCGGGAGCCGCAGCCUUCCACGGUCCGUCCCUCCCUCUUGUUUGCUAAUCAUUUCAUUUUACUCCUUUUUGAAGCAGUGGCUUGUUUUUUUAUCCCACUUUUCAUUUUUCCACAAUCCGCGGCUGCUCGCCUCCCUCUGAUCCCCGGCUCUCCCCGCUCCGUUCUCCCGGCGUCAGACUCUCCGGAUCCCGGCUGAUUCUCCUCCGUCUCUCCUCCUCCUCUCCCUCUGCUCUCGUCUCUCUCUCUCGGCUCCUCUGAGAUGCUCUCCCCGCUCUCCGCUCCUCUCUCCGCCCUCUUUUAACUUCACAGAGACGCCGCUUUAAAGCCCGGGCUGCUGCGAGCCGGGGCUGGGAUCUAAAACAACCCCGAAGAAACCCAGAGGGAUCCGGGGCUCUUCUCUGGAUCAGGACCCGGUGCUUUGGGGAAGCUGCUCGUGUGUCCCCCACCCCUCCUCCUCCCCUCCUUCCUCCUCCUCAUCGCUCCUCUUUUCUCCACCUUAAUCCAGGUGGUCCUUUGGCUUUUUUGAGUGGCUGGUACAGGGAGGAUUAUUCUUCUUCUUCUUUCUUGUUUCUGGUGAAGACAAAGCUCCCAGAAGGACACUUUGAUGUUCUCCAUCCAGGACAGCCUCCCCCGGGGGGCCCUGACCAUGAAGGAGGAGCCGCUCCCCACCGGCAUGACCCCGGUCCGCUCCUGGAUGCAGGGCGCAGGGAUUUUGGACGCCAACACAGCGGCACAGAGUGGAGUGGGUUUAGCCCGAGCUCACUUCGAGAAGCAGCCUCCGUCCAACCUGAGGAAGUCCAACUUCUUCCACUUCGUGCUGGCGCUGUACGACCGACAGGGUCAGCCGGUCGAGAUCGAGAGGACUUCCUACGUAGACUUCGUGGAGAAAGACAAGGUGACGAAUAGUCAGAAGACUAACAAUGGGAUCCACUACAGGCUACAGCUCCUCUACAGCAACGGCAUCAGGACAGAACAGGAUCUUUACGUUCGGCUGAUAGACUCCAUGACCAAACAGCCGAUCCUGUACGAAGGUCAGGACAAGAACCCAGAGAUGUGUCGCGUCCUCCUCACCCACGAGAUCAUGUGCAGUCGGUGUUGUGACAAGAAGAGCUGUGGGAAUCGCAACGAGACGCCCUCCGACCCCGUCAUCAUCGACAGAUUCUUCCUGAAGUUCUUCCUCAAGUGCAAUCAGAACUGUUUGAAAAACGCAGGAAACCCUCGAGACAUGAGGAGGUUUCAGGUGGUCGUUUCCACCACGGUCAAUGUGGACGGCCACGUGCUCGCCGUGUCAGACAACAUGUUCGUCCACAACAACUCCAAACAUGGCCGCCGUGCCCGACGCCUGGACCCCUCUGAAGCAGCCACGCCCUGCAUCAAAGCCAUCAGUCCGAGCGAGGGCUGGACGACCGGCGGAGCCACCGUUAUCCUCAUCGGGGACAACUUCUUCGACGGCCUGCAGGUCGUCUUUGGCACCAUGCUGGUCUGGAGCGAGCUGAUCACCCCUCACGCCAUCCGGGUCCAGACUCCCCCUCGUCACAUCCCCGGGGUCGUGGAGGUCACGCUGUCCUACAAGUCCAAACAGUUCUGCAAAGGAGCGCCGGGACGCUUCGUCUACACUGCCUUGAACGAGCCGACCAUCGACUACGGCUUCCAGAGGCUACAGAAGGUCAUCCCUCGCCACCCCGGGGACCCCGAGAGGUUACCUAAGGAGGUGCUGUUGAAGCGAGCAGCCGACCUGGUCGAGGCUCUGUACGGGAUGCCACACAACAACCAGGAGAUCAUCCUAAAGCGAGCGGCCGACCUCACUGAGGCUCUCUACAGCGUCCCCCGCAGCCACAACCAGCUGCCGUCUCUCACCGGCUCGGCCGCGCACUCGGGGAUGAUGGGAGUGAACUCGUUCAGCAGUCAGCUCGCCGUCAACAUCUCCGAGGCCUCGCAGGCUGACCAGGGUUAUUCCCGUAACUCGAACAGCGUGUCUCCUCGCGGCUAUGUGCCGAGCUCCACGCCUCAGCAGUCCAACUACAACACCAUCACGUCCACCAUGAACGGAUACGGAGCGGCGGGGAUGACCAACCUGGGCGUACCUGGAUCCCCCAGCUUCCUCAAUGGCUCCACUGCCAACUCUGCUUACGCAAUCAAACAGAAGAGCGCCUUCGCCCCUGUCGUGCGGCCACAGACCUCCCCGCCCCCCACCUGCACCACCACCAAUGGCAGCAACCUCCAGGCCAUGGCAGGUCUCAUCGUGCCCCCCAUGUGAGGAGGAUUCUCAGCCAGAUACCGUCAGACCCCUCCUGAACCGCAGUGCUGAUGGCACCUUCCACCUGAAACACCACAACAACAACAGCAGCAACAGCAGCAGCAGUGAAAAUCCUUCCCAUCAUCCCUCAGUCCAACCGACCCCGUCUGACCCAGGAUUGACUGUCACUGCCGCGGAGGGAAAAAAAAAAACAAGCUCCAGACAAAAAUCAUCCAUUAAUUCACCGUCACCAAACACGCUUGCUGUUUCUUUUUUCUGCUGAAGCCUCUGCAGACGUCAGCUCGGACCAUUUAACGAGAAAAAAAAAUAAAAAAAUCCGACAGCCGAAACAGGAAGAGUCUUCCCAGACGUCUGCGGUGGCUCCACGCCGAGGCAGCGCUCCGUCAGAGGAGGUCAGAGGUCAGGGAUGUGAACUGUGGCUGGGAGGGCAGGGUGUCGGCAGUACCACGUGUUGUGUGAGUAUUGCUGUGCUGAGUUUUUAAAACAGGUUAGUUUGACUUCAGAAGUCUGUGGAGACUGAACAGGUCUCAGAUCAGUUUGAACCACUGUGAGACAGGAAGGAGGCGUGUCCACCGAGAACUUCUGUUCCCUGUUAACUCAACCAUAGCACACUUUUUCUGACCAAGCUAGCUUGAUUAGUGUUAAAUUUAAAGGACUAUUCCUUUGGUUUUGUACAUUUUGGCCAUUUCAUUGACCAAAUCACAAAUACUUUACAAAUUCAGCUUCCGUUUGAUUCUAUUAAUUUGCACAAACAAUUAGAAAUUAGGCAAUGCUAUGUGUACCUUUUUGCUGUCGCUACAUAGCUAACGUUAGCAUUAACAGCUGUUUACUCACCAGUCAAGAAGAAACGUUGUGAGUUCAGCAUCAAACUUCAUUCCUUCACUCUCCAAGAGCUGUCCCCUGCAGGGGGAACCAACGCCAAUGUUAACGUCUUGAAAACAAUGGCUGAAGCUCUUGGUAAGUAAACAGCUGUUAAUGCUAACGUUAGCUGUGUAGCCAUAGACUCUUGAAACUUGCCUGAGUUGUGUAAUCCAUCAAAAAUAAUCUAUCUUUAAUGGACAGGCAAGUUUUACCUUCUCAAAGUAUGAAUCAUGUACUUAUUG
Molecule: messenger RNA, 3445 nt
Organism: Lates calcarifer (barramundi perch)
Lineage: Eukaryota; Metazoa; Chordata; Actinopteri; Centropomidae
Product: transcription factor COE3
Exons: 17
Coding region: 690-2342 (550 amino acids)
Biological process (GO): regulation of transcription by RNA polymerase II
Molecular function (GO): RNA polymerase II cis-regulatory region sequence-specific DNA binding; DNA-binding transcription factor activity, RNA polymerase II-specific
Source: RefSeq, a predicted model, not a curated record